Molecule: messenger RNA, 6151 nt
Organism: Gadus chalcogrammus (walleye pollock)
Lineage: Eukaryota; Metazoa; Chordata; Actinopteri; Gadiformes; Gadidae
Product: E3 ubiquitin-protein ligase TRIM35-like
Exons: 1
Coding region: 2605-3993 (462 amino acids)
Molecular function (GO): zinc ion binding; protein binding
Source: RefSeq, a predicted model, not a curated record
CUUUUCAGUCCAGAGAUUCUACUAUUCGGCGGGGUUUGUUUACCGGCGUUGCUAUGGUGACCUAAAUUAUUAUAAGCAACUGAAAACGAUGCCGGUUUGAAACUAAAACUGUGAUUCUGAAAAAGUAUAAAUGCUAUCAAAAUUCUGUUUCCAUAGAAUUGAAGAUACAAGUGUGUAGAUUUGCUUAAUGGUUUGAACGAUGGUAAACGGUUGAAAAAGGAAUGAGUUACGAUGUCUAGAAGUAGGUGUAUCAGAAUGGGCUGACGUCUUCAAUGAAUAGCUGAAAACGAAGCGGUAACCUUUUGUUUUUCAAUAUAAAAUAUUCAAAAUAAAUGAUGUUUGAAUGAUGUGAUGUGUGAAAUGAAUAAAUGAAUGAGAAAAGCAACAGUGGUGGACCUUACUAAACGCCCUAUCCAUUGUAUCGGUCUGUAAAAUGCUGAUCAAUGCUCAAUUUUUUAACAUUUAAAAAAUAAAGCUGAAAAUGAUUUAUUGAACAUUUUAAGAGUUCAAUUCAGAGGCAAAAAAAAUCCAGAUACGUUAAUUCAGUGCAUAAAUAUUCAUUGAAUUCAAUGGCUUUUUAUCUUCAAAAUCCUUAAGAAAAAAAAAAAGUACUGCCAUAGGCAGUCAUGUAUCAUUUACUGGGCUAUGAAGAUGGUCAGUAGGAAGGCCUAAAGUAGUAUCAAAGUUGUACAUUUAUUUGAACAUAAUAGGAGGGUUGACGCAAUAAACAAAGAAAUGGCCUAAGGCAAAAAUAAAAAAUAUAAAAAACAUCUCGGUGUGCAAGACGUUUUCAUGAGUCACUUUAUCCGCCUCCAUAUUCAAAGCAGACGUUCAGAAACAAUUGAAUAACAACCAAAAAGCAAAAAGAAAUAUAAUAAUAUUUUCUAAUAAUUAUAAAUAAAUGCAUUUAGGAACUGAGGACAUAGUGGCCACUCCCUUAAAGGCCCACUAUGCAACUUUUUUUGCCAAAAUUACAUUAAGUAUGCAGGUUGAGAGUUAUGCUGAUGGUUCUGCAUCCAUUUCUGGGUCGAUUGGUGGGUGUGUCAUUUUCCCAUGUCGCCUCUACAGUGAAAAAGCGCAUAUGCAACUUGAUCUGCUCGGACCGGGACAUUCCGGAUGUGACGCAGCGGAAGUAUCCUCGAAAAUGUAGUCAGAUUGUAGUUUCGAAAAUGCUUUACGGCACAGACACACACCCAAACAUGGCACCGGCUAGAUAUAAACAGCCAGUUGCGAGGCAAUUGUUGCAUUCAUCAUGGAUCUAUCGACUGAUAAGGAACCCAAGAGGCGACUGUCGGUGGAACAAAAAAAGAAUGGACCAGAAAAGAGAUCAGACACGAGUGAAAGGGGAACUAUGCAACUUUUUUGGCUUGAUUUACCUUAAUAUAACAGGCUAGGAGUCAUUGCGAUGGUUCCGUUAUACAUUUUUGUUCGAUUGUUCGUUGUUUCAACUCCCCCUUGCGCAUCUUGGCGGAGAAAAGGAAUAUGUUUCUGCCGGCGACCCGCCGCCCACUCUCGUGGGAGUCUCGGGUCUCGCGAAGUAACGAAUUGCUUUACGGCACAGACCCCCAAACACGGAACCGGCUCGAUAUAAACACAAGUAACUAAGGGAUUGUUACAUUCAUCAUAGAUCAGCCGACUAAAAAGAGACAGAGAAACCCAAUGUCGGAGGAACAGAAGAAGAGAAAAGGAAGACUGACCGACAGAGAGGACAGACACGAGUAAACGAUGGGCAAGCUUUUCAGGAAUAGCGUGAACUGAAAGAAAAAGAAGACUGCAAAUCAGACUCCAACUUGGCCGUGUUGCUUUUGAAAUUGAAAGUACCCUUGGGUGAACUUUGUCCUCGUGGUAUUCUUGAUGUUGAUAGUCUCUGUACACAUGUGUUUGAUCAAACCAUUUAGUUGUGAGCCCUGUAAAAAAUGUUUUCUCGACCGUUUUGUUGCGAGCCCUGUAUGUUUCUAGCUUGCUUGGUUGCAACCAUAUAAACACCUUUGUUUCCAUUGGUGUUUUGCUGUUCGUCUGUCUCGUCCCCCUGAUACAGACUGAAUCCCCGAAUCCAGGUUCUUGUUUAUUUAGAUUAUUAUGUUGGCCAACACUCUCACACUGAUUGUUCUGUUCAACCUAAGAUAAAACAAUUAUAAUCUAGGAUAUAAAUUCUCCCCGUCAACUAUAAAAAAGGAUGGCUUUAUGUUUAUUGCAAUACAAAUACACCAUUUUAAAAAUGUAUAACCUUGCCUACCCUUCAUGAACAUUUACUUCGGACACGGCAUUCGCCGGCUUCUUUGAAAACAAAUGCACAUGGCUCGCGUAGAAGUGCAUGGGGAAGGGUAGUCAACGAGUUGUUACGACAGUGUUGUAAAAUAUCUACUACGAAGCUGUAGGGGGCGCUGUGUAUAGAAAUGUGCGUGCCAAAACCAAGAAAACAGCGAAGAAAUUCCCGAAGUUGCAUAGUGGGCCUUUAAGAUAGUGAGGGAGACUGUCGCACAGUGAUUCCACGUCACUACUCAAAGUGAAACUUUGAAAGGGAAAGCAAAAGCGAGCCAACGAGAGAACGCCAAGACUCGCAUACGGGUCGGAUCAGUCGUUUUGUAUCACUCUGUUGCUACAAUGGCGGACAUAACAUCCCUAGUGAACGAUCUGUCCUGUUCGGUUUGCCAUUACAUCUUUAACGACCCUGUUAUCCUAUCGUGUAGUCACCGUUUCUGCAAAGGCUGUCUGCAGAGUUGGUGGACGCAAAGCCAGGAACACCUGUGUCCACUUUGCAAGAGGAGAUCUUCAAAGACCGAACCACCCAGGAAUAUUGCUCUGAAGAACCUUUCGGAAGCCUUCCAGCGGGGGAACGCGGAUCUAUGCCCUCUGCACGGUGAGAAACUAAAGCUCUUCUGUCUCGAUGACCUGGAGACGGCGUGUCCCAUCUGUCGAGAUUCUGAAAAACACGCCAAACACAGAUUCCUUCCUGUGGAUGAAGCUGCCCCGAGCCACAGGAAAGAAAUUCAGGAAUUACUAAAAUCCCAGAAGGUGAAGUUAAACGACUUUGUUGAGACCAAGAGAAAGUGUGAUCAAAUUGCAGCACACAUUAAAGUCCAGACCGCGCACACCGAGAGACAGAUUCAAAAUGAGUUUGAGAAGCUUCACCAGUUUCUCCAAGAUGAAGAGAAGUUCAGGAUCACAGCGCUGAGAGACGAAGAGCAGAUGAAAGGUCAGAAGAUAAAGAAGAAGAUUGAGGAGCUGUCGAUGCAGAUAGAAACCAUUUCACAAACAGUCACAGAGAUGGAGCAGCAGCUGGGGGCUGGAGACGUUUCCUUCCUGAAGAAGUACAAGGCUACAGCAGAUAAAGCAGCCCAGCCCCGACCCUCGCCGGCUCUACCCGAGGGGGCGCUGCUGGACGUGGCCAAACACCUGGGCAACCUGGCCUACGCAGUCCUGAAGAAGCUGGAGGACAACGUCUCCUACUUUCCUGUGAUCUUGGACCCCAACACCGCUGCCCCCGAUCUCCACUUGUCUGAUGAUCUGACCAGCGUGAGAUGUGGAGCGAGACAACAGCUCCCUGAGAACCCAGAGAGGCUGGUGUAUGGCGUGCUGGGAUCUAGGUCACUUGAAUCAGGGACCUGCACCUGGGAGGUAGAGGUGGGAGACGGCGCCCACUGGGAGCUUGGUGUUUGCAAUGGUAUCUACAGAAAAUCUGGUAUAGAAACGAUUUCUUUGAAGGGUUUUUUGUUCAAUCUCUUUGGUCCUGAUUGUUUUAAAAUAGUGUUUCAUAAAGGUAGAUACAUAUCACAAAAAGGUACACAAUCGGUUGAUCUCCCAGCGAUGCAGAAGUUACAGAGGAUCAGAAUGACGUGGGAUCCGACCACUCAUGAAAUGUCCUUCAGUGAUUUUAAAACCAACCAUAAAAUGCGGGGGCAACUAUCAUUGUCUCUACUAUUACCAUUUUUCCAUUCCACUGAUGCAGUUCCUUUGAGUAUUUGCCCAGGGAAGAACCUGCCUGGGAGUUAGGAACGAUGUGAGUGUACCUGUACUGCUGUUUAUUUCUGUGUUGUAAACCAUAUUCUGUAUUGUCCUUGUUGAUCUGUAAGCGAUGGAAAACAGAUUUUCUUUUUGAAUAUUGAAAAUAAUAUUAUUUAGACAUGCAUGUUUUCUUGGCCACAUGCUCAAAGACGAAUGUUGUAUGGUUUCGUCAGAUCAUGUUAUUGAACAGGUUUAUGUGACGUGUAAAUGUAUUAAGUUUGACUUGGUAAAAUGUUGUGUAAAUGUAUUAGAAAUUAAGUUGAACAGGAUUACGUGUUGUCUAAAUGUGUGACAUAGUCAUAGUAUUAUUAUUAGUCAUUAAAUUGAACAGGGUGAUAGCUGGGAGAGCUUCAGAGGUAAUUGGCCAGAUUGUCAUUUUGAUUUUAAGAACAAAAUAAUAAAGAAGAAAAGAUUAUAGUUUUUUGUGGUGGUUUUGCCUAUUGCUUAACAUCUUGUGAGUCAUCACUUGUCAAUCACCACCACAACGGAUCAGUUGGCGACACAACGGUGUGUUAGUAGCAUAACAAUGGAAUGUCAGCAACACAAAGAUUCUAGAGACGCAUUCGACGCACCAAUCAUAGCGGUGCACCGUGCCAGCAGCAGUUUGGGUGGUGAGGUAUACUCACGGAGGACCUUUGGGUUCUCUUAAGGGUUGUAGUUAAUUAAUAAAACAGUAAUCAUUUACAAUUGAUCUAGCGAGUCUAUUAAAUGUUAGCAAUAACGGGAAAAAUGCUCAUUACAAGUCACCAGAGUGCAAGGUGAAGUCUUAAAUAUUCUUGAUUUUGUUGAUAUUCUAAUCAAUGAACCAAAUUACAGAAGCGUCAAGCAGCAAAUGUAUUUAUAAUUCACAAAUGACUUUUCAUCUGUCAAAAUCAGAUUUCAUUAAUCUCCUGUUGAUUGACUCAUCAAUGAAUGAUCGUUGCAGCCCAAUGCUCCACUGUCGAGGAGCCAUCCAGUUCAGUCGGCUUUCAGCUCAUGUACGUGAAACAGAACCUGGUGGUUGUACUUUAUCUGAAGAGUAACCUUGUUAGAACGCCCUGCCUGGCCUCCAGUGAAGCACCAGAUGCUAGUAAGGUGCGGCUGGUGUGCGAUGAGUGUUUGGUCUCCUAGCGCACCCACAAAAAGCUUCACUAGGCCCAGGGCUCUAAUGGGUGAUAAGCAUGAAACAUUAAUGAUCUACACUCUUCUGAGAUAAGACCUAGGAAAGGCCAUUCUUCAAUCCAUCAGUAGUAUCAACCGGCUGACAGACUGAAGACAAUAACUCGUUCUGUUUCCGAGGAGCCGUCAAUCCUGACUAAGUAAAGCUUUGGCUUUAAACAAAUAUCCACUGAAACUAACUGGACAUGUUUUAAAUGUUCUCUGCAGUAUGUUCUCUGCCAGACCCAGUUCACCGUCAUAAGGACCGGCCCAGAUGAUUUGUGAACACGCUACGCUAAGAUUAGGCUACAUUUACAUGUUGUUAUGCCGAACUAAAAAUACAGUACGCCUUCCGUAGCUGCCGUGCUUAGUCAUCUUCUAGGGUGUGUGUUUGUGUUGGGUUUAAGUCACUCCUGUCAUUUGGCAGUCUGCCAGUGGGAGCUUGAAUCCAUAUGCUCUGUGGUCGGGGCCUCCCAGAGUCCCGGAGAUUAGCUUGUCAUUUAAAAGAGGGCAGCGGCUCCUGGAACAAGAGGUGCUUUUGAUCGCAGACCUUACAAGUCGAACAAGGUUUUCAUCAACCUAAGACCCCAGCUGUGCAAAAUUACAACCUGGACAGUUAAAGAUAAACUGAAACUAACAUUUACAUUUAGUCGUUCCCAGCUUCUAUCCAAAGUGUUCUACAAAUGAGGCUCAGAAGAAGCCUUUAACUACGGUUAAAGUUAGGAGUAGCUGAACAAAGUAGCUUACGGAUCAACCAAUCAGAGAUCAUACAUUUAAACAACUUAUAAGUUCAACGUAGCAGCUCAACAUCUUUCAUCACCCAUUUUGCCCCGUAGGGUUUUCCCAUCCAUGGUUCCCAUGGUAGUUUUGACCUGGUAACCGGAGAGGUCUACUCCACCCAGAGCACCUUGCUGGCAGUGGGCCGGUUAUCUGGUGGCUAUUGGAAAAAUAACCAUACCGACAGUAGUCCUAGACCAGGAUGUGCUUUAGAAAGACAGAGGUCACACAC